AACCGCAGCAGCUCUCUGAGUCCAGCUUCAUCAUUCACCGAGCAGCAGCAGCAGCAACAGCAACAACAGGAUGGCCCACAACACUGCCACCAUGGGGAAUCUUCCCAGCGGGAUCGGAAUAUGUACGACCAUCCCAGACAUCCUCUACCUGCCCGAACUGGUCUUCGGUGGUCUGGUCUGGAUCCUGGUAGCGUGCACGUUUGUGGUGCCGCACAACCCUCAGGGCUGGGUCAUGUUCGUCUCCGUCCUUUGCUUCACCGUGACUUUCAUCUGGAUAGUGGUGUUCGCCUGCGGGAUGCAUCACAACAAAGGCCGCUGGGCUGCAGCAGACGUUAUGUUUCACGGCAUCGCGGCCUUCCUCUACCUCAGUGCUUCAGUGGCUUUGGCCAAAGUGACUCUGGAGAUGAAGGAAGUGGGCGGCCAAAACUACCAUCUGGACAUCGCUGCAGUGGUCUUCUCGUACAUGACGACUCUCCUCUACUUCGUCCACACCAUCCUGUCUGCCAUCCGAUGGAAAUCUUUCUGAACCAGAGCAGAAGUGAUCUUUAUCCUUAAAGCUUGUACAUAAAGCUGCGGCAUGGUGACGUGAAGGGAGGGCUGAAGGUGAUGGAGACUCACUGCUGAGGUUUUUGUUCUUCCCUCUGCUGGUAGAGGAAGCUGUGACGCAACAUCUGGAUCACCACAGCGUCUCUCAGCGUCUGGUUGUCUGAAGCAGGAGGGGUUUUGAGGGAUUUAAAGUGAUGAAGUUUAGGCUUCACUGCCGGGUGGUUUGUGUCACAGAGCUGCUUCAUCUGUUCUGUCAACAGAUCCACAGAAACUCAGAAGCAUUUAAUCCAGAUGUUGCAGAGCCGGUUAGCAGGUUCAACUACAGCCUCACAAAUGAACAACAGUUUGAAUCAACAGCAAAAAAUGCUGAGCUGUUUCUAUUAUUUUGUCCACCCUCACAUGUUGUAAUGUGCACACUCGGCUCAUCUCUGCCUCCUCUGAGCAUCUUUACUGGUGUCCCUUUUGUUACGUUUUUCCUUUAGUUAAAUCAUUUAAUUUGGUAUUCUUGUUUCGCUCUCAGCUGAUUUUAUAUUUUUAUAAGUUUCUUAACAA
Messenger RNA from Sebastes umbrosus (honeycomb rockfish), 1098 nucleotides. RefSeq names its product myelin and lymphocyte protein-like. Gene Ontology annotation, biological process: myelination. The transcript is spliced from 4 exons. Gene Ontology annotation, cellular component: membrane. The coding region runs from base 71 to 526 and encodes 151 amino acids. The record is from RefSeq and is a predicted model, not a curated record. Gene Ontology annotation, molecular function: structural constituent of myelin sheath. Lineage: Eukaryota; Metazoa; Chordata; Actinopteri; Perciformes; Sebastidae.